This is a messenger RNA of Babesia ovata, 1254 nucleotides long. RefSeq names its product major facilitator superfamily member protein. Gene Ontology annotation, biological process: transmembrane transport. The transcript has 3 exons. Gene Ontology annotation, cellular component: membrane. The record is from RefSeq and is a predicted model, not a curated record. The coding region runs from base 1 to 1254 and encodes 417 amino acids. Gene Ontology annotation, molecular function: transmembrane transporter activity. Lineage: Eukaryota; Apicomplexa; Aconoidasida; Piroplasmida; Babesiidae.
AUGAGGGCUUUCGAGUUAACUUUGGGCUUCUCUCAGUCUCAGUUGUCUACAUUAGCAACCGUGUCUACUAUGUCCCGCAUGGGUUGCUGUCUAAUUUGGGGGUUACUGGCAGACACGUAUGGCUUGAACUUCGUACUUGGUGGUGGUUUGUUUGUGAUGGGCUUGGCUUCGAUUGUUCUAAGUUCCGCGUCGCACUACAGAUCAAUUCUGUUCUUGCGCUUCUUACACGGCUUUGGAUUUGCUUGCGUCUACCCGGUGCAACAAAAGAUUGUGUCCAAUACAACGAGCUCAAUGGAAGAGAAGAAAGAAAAGGAAUCAAAGGCGAGUGAGAUAUUCACGACAUUUCAGGCUCUGAAUUGCAUUGGAUACGUAUGGAUAUUGUUUGGUAUUGGAAUUGUAUUCGGAAUGGAAAGUAAACCAAGCAACGGAAACCAUAGGGCGAAUGGUGAUUCAAGUGAUGCCAGUUCAUCUGGAGCUAAAACAAGUUUUAAGGUGCUUUUGUUGGGUACCUUUACAGAACCUUUCACGAGGCCGAGCACAUAUAUAUUAAUAUUUACGCUCUUCAUCGCAGAAGCCCCAAUGUGUGCGUUUAAUUACAUGACCAUAUACCUUCAAUAUUUGGGAGUAUCUGACACAAUGGCAGGAGUUGCAAUCGCAGUUACGUUGAUUGGCGGCGCAGCCGGAAGUGGAGCCGGGGGAGAAAUUAUAAAGGAAAUUGCUAAAAUUCAGACAGACAAUGGUGAACUGAGUUCCGGAGUCGUAGUGAUGGGCAUCCGACUAGCCGUGUGUCUAUUAUUCUUCUUAGGUACGGCGCCAUGCGGGAAGUUGCUUUGGUAUCAUUAUGUAGAGCUGGCAACGCUGGGUGGAACAUUAGUAACGGUUGGUGGUGUAGAUAGGGCCAUGUUGAAGAAAGCAAUCGAAGAUCAGUACCAGGCAACAGCAUCUGCCGUGGUUCGAACCAUAUCUGGCAUUUCAAGUAGUGUCAUUCUCUUCCAGGUUUCCGCAUAUUUGACAGAGAAGGUGUUUGGCUACGUCCCGUCUAGGGAGUCGUUCGAAAUAAUGGAUGCGGCUGUUAAAGAACGAAAUGCCGAAGCCCUCAGGAAAUCAAUGAUGUACAUUAUUUUGGCGGGCACGUUGCUCAACGUUGUUUGCUAUGUUGCGCUGUAUUUUACGUAUGAAACGGAUAAGAUUAACAUUAAAAAUGAUGGCGACGAGCCACAGUCAUCGUCAGCAGCCGCACCACAAUCACGAUAA